AUGAACGGCCAUACAUCCCCACCGAUGACAGGCGGCAAGCGUCUUCGCCAACUCCUCGCCAACCCCUCCAAAACCGUGGUAGCCCCCGGGGUACAUGAUGGUAUUACCGCACGGCUGGCACUGGCGUCGGGAGCCGAGUGCCUGUACAUGACCGGCGCAGGCACAAGCAUGUCUCGACUAGGAAUGGCAGACCUCGGGCUCGCCACCUUCACAGACAUGCAUCAGAAUGCCGCCAUGAUCGCCGGCAUCAACCCUUCUGUUCCCGUAAUCGCGGAUGCAGACACUGGCUAUGGAGGGCCAAUCAACGUCGCAAACACGGUUCGCGCAUAUGCCCGAUCCGGCAUAGCAGGGUGCCAUAUCGAAGACCAAGUCACGGAGAAGCGAUGUGGUCAUCUCGCCGGCAAGCUGCUGGUGAGCCGCGACGUCUACUUCAACCGACUGCGUGCUGCGUGCAAAGCGAGAGACGAAAGCGGUUCUGAAAUUCUCAUCAUCGCGCGGACAGACGCUCGCGCGGGAAAAGAUGCUGACGGCAACGGUGGUUUCGAAGAAGCCGUCGCCAGAUUGAAAGGCGCCGCAGACAUCGGCGUCGAUGCUCUCUUCUUCGAAGCCAUGCAAAGCGAAGAAGAAAUGAAACGCGCCAUUGCCGAAUGUCCCGACCUUCCCAUGUUACUGAAUAUGGUGCAGGGCGGUCAGACGCCACAAAUCAGCAACGACACUGCAAAUGCACUUGGCUUUCGCAUCGUCAUUUGGCCAUGUCUGGGCAUGGAAGCCUUAAUCCCGGCGUAUCGAAAUGCCUUGGAAGUGUUGAGAAAGACGGGGAAGCCACCAGUCGAAGAGAAUCUGGGUCCGAAAGCGCUGUUCGAGGUCUGCGGCCUCAAUGAACUCAUGGCAUUUGACGAGAGUGUGGGCGGCAAGGCGUACAAAAGCUAA
Messenger RNA from Neohortaea acidophila, 930 nucleotides. Its product is annotated as Pyruvate/Phosphoenolpyruvate kinase-like domain-containing protein. Bases 1 to 930 code for a protein of 309 amino acids. The transcript has 2 exons. Gene Ontology annotation, molecular function: catalytic activity. NCBI's taxonomy places the organism in Eukaryota, Fungi, Ascomycota, Dothideomycetes, Mycosphaerellales, Teratosphaeriaceae. The record is from RefSeq and is a predicted model, not a curated record.